Messenger RNA from Canis lupus familiaris (dog), 2338 nucleotides. RefSeq names its product proteasome 26S subunit, non-ATPase 14 (gene PSMD14). Lineage: Eukaryota; Metazoa; Chordata; Mammalia; Carnivora; Canidae. Gene Ontology annotation, molecular function: protein binding; metallopeptidase activity; proteasome binding. Gene Ontology annotation, cellular component: proteasome regulatory particle, lid subcomplex. The transcript is spliced from 12 exons. The record is from RefSeq and is a predicted model, not a curated record. Gene Ontology annotation, biological process: protein deubiquitination; proteasome-mediated ubiquitin-dependent protein catabolic process. The coding region runs from base 1089 to 2021 and encodes 310 amino acids.
UGGGGAAGGCAAGGAAGAAGCUUUACAAAUUAGCAUAGAAAUGCAGUUUUGGGUGAAGACUAUUAUUAUUUUUUGGUCAAAGAAAUAUGUUUUUGGUGCUGCUCUGUUGUUUAUUAGGAAUAAAGUCAUAAGCCAGUCACUGAUAAUGUUGAAAUAACAAAAAACUGAACACAGUUUUGGUGGAGAUGUUUAUUAACACGGUGGUGGUUUUCUUGUUUUGUUACCUAAGGCUGGCAGCUGGCUCAUUUAAAGUUUAUAUGCUUUAAACAAAUAUAAAUUUAGUGAGUUACUGUGCAUUUGGAGAGAUGAUUAAGAUAUAGUAGCUCAGAAUAAACUACAUACAGUUGUGUUCAGUGAAGUGAUAUUUAGUCAAAGGCCUGAAUAGUGAUUUGAAUGUGUCCCAGGACAAAAUUAUUUCUGGCCCACAGAAGGAAGUUUUGAAGUCCUCUUUCAAAGAAACCCCAUCUGUUGACUUUGGGAUAUUUUUCUUCCCCCCCAAGGUGCUUGGUAAAUAAUCUUUUGCGGUUCUAAAUGUAAACCUGCAUUUUAACCUGUUAUGGGUUUAUUUUAUUUUUAUGCUUGUCGUGUAAACUUGUGUUUAGUAUGUAGGUUUGGAACCCGUGUUUGAAUAUCAGGAACAAGAGGCAAUUGUGCUUUUGUUUUCCAUCGUAUAGCAGUGUUCAUUUUAUAAUGUAGUAUCCACUUCUGAAAGUCUUACCUGAAUAUUCAUGAAAUUUAUUACUCAGGAACUUGUCGUACACUCAGUUUUUUGCACUCAUUUGACAUUCAUAUCCUGCUUUGUGAUAUUUUGGAGUCUCCAUGUGUAAGAUGAGAGUUGGAUUAAAUAUAGCUUCUGGUUCUAAGGUGAUGAUAACAACAGUAUCAAGAGUUCUUGAGUACCUUAAGAAUGUUCCAGGCACUAUAUUAGGCACAUUGUAUUUCAUCUUACCACCAACUUGCAAGGAGAGAGAGAAAAAAAUACUUUGGAAAAGUUAUACCUGCCAGUAUAGCUUGAGUUAAGAAGAAAUUUGUCAAACUCAACGAAUUGAAGCUUAACACUUCAAGAGUUGGAGUUACUGACCAGAAAUAUGGACAGACUUCUUAGACUUGGAGGAGGUAUGCCUGGACUGGGCCAGGGGCCACCUACAGAUGCUCCUGCAGUGGACACAGCAGAACAAGUCUAUAUUUCUUCCCUUGCACUAUUAAAAAUGUUAAAGCAUGGUCGGGCUGGAGUUCCAAUGGAAGUUAUGGGUCUGAUGCUUGGAGAAUUUGUUGAUGAUUACACCGUCAGAGUGAUUGAUGUGUUUGCUAUGCCACAGUCAGGAACAGGUGUUAGUGUGGAGGCAGUUGAUCCAGUGUUCCAAGCCAAAAUGUUAGAUAUGUUGAAGCAGACAGGAAGGCCUGAGAUGGUUGUUGGUUGGUAUCACAGUCACCCUGGUUUUGGUUGUUGGCUUUCUGGUGUGGAUAUCAACACUCAGCAGAGCUUUGAAGCCUUGUCGGAGAGAGCUGUGGCAGUGGUUGUGGAUCCCAUUCAGAGUGUAAAAGGAAAGGUUGUUAUUGAUGCCUUCAGAUUGAUCAAUGCUAAUAUGAUGGUCUUAGGACAUGAACCAAGACAAACAACCUCAAAUCUGGGUCAUUUAAACAAGCCAUCUAUCCAGGCAUUAAUUCAUGGACUAAACAGACACUAUUACUCCAUUACUAUUAACUAUCGGAAAAAUGAACUGGAACAGAAGAUGUUGCUAAAUUUGCAUAAGAAGAGUUGGAUGGAAGGUUUGACACUUCAAGACUACAGUGAACACUGUAAACAUAAUGAAUCAGUGGUAAAAGAGAUGUUGGAAUUAGCCAAGAAUUACAAUAAGGCUGUAGAAGAAGAAGAUAAGAUGACACCUGAACAGCUGGCAAUAAAGAAUGUUGGCAAGCAGGACCCCAAACGUCAUUUGGAGGAACAUGUGGAUGUCCUUAUGACUUCAAAUAUUGUCCAGUGUUUAGCAGCUAUGUUGGAUACUGUCGUAUUUAAAUAAAACCAUGCAAAAAGCUAUUGGUGAUACUUUCAGCGUAUAUUCCUCUAUUGUUCCUAAUGCUCAAAAUCAAGGGACCUCUGAAGGUGUGUUUGGUUAAAUGUAAGACAUCUGGCAUCAUUUGCAGCACUGUAACACCUUCAGUCUCAGUUGUGCAAUUACUUCUGUUUCUUUAGUCAGGGUCUUUGCAGAUUCCAAAGUUGUAUAAGAAUACAUCAAAGUGGACAAAUUUUGUUAAGAUCCCAUUUAAUAUUUGAAGAAAUCAGUAACACAAAUAUAUUUUGAUUGUUGCUUACAAAAUAAAAUACAUUUACAAUCUA